Messenger RNA from Selaginella moellendorffii, 3300 nucleotides. RefSeq names its product pentatricopeptide repeat-containing protein At3g24000, mitochondrial. Gene Ontology annotation, biological process: RNA modification. The transcript has a single exon. NCBI's taxonomy places the organism in Eukaryota, Viridiplantae, Streptophyta, Lycopodiopsida, Selaginellales, Selaginellaceae. Gene Ontology annotation, molecular function: zinc ion binding; protein binding; RNA binding. The coding region runs from base 17 to 3157 and encodes 1046 amino acids. The record is from RefSeq and is a predicted model, not a curated record.
ACAACUUAACGUAUGAAUGAGGCGAGCUUGGCUUCACGGGUGGAACAGGAAGAACGGGAAAGGUGGUCUUCAUUCCCAGGCAGCCACAGUUCCAGCUCCAGUUAAAGACAGCUUCGAUCACACUUGGUUUGAGGAUUGGAAGAAGCAGAGGCUGGAAGAUGCAUUGCAGAGGCUGGACGAGUUUGAGAGUCUUCAUAGCAACGUAUACGCCUUGCUCUUGCGGAAGUGUGGUGCGGCCAAGGAUUUGCGUGCUGGGAGGCAUGUCCAUCUUCGCAUCCAGGAGAGGAAUCCAUGCGCGGACGAGACGUUUCUGGCGAACUUGGUGGUGGAGAUGUAUGGGAAGUGUGCCAGUGUUACGGACGCUCUCGUGGUCUUUGACGGGAUCUCGGUAAAGAACGUCUUCUCGUGGACGAUGAUGAUGGCAGCGUAUUCCCAGAACGGGCAUUACCGAGAAGCUCUGGAGCUUUUCACGAGGAUGCAGUGGGAAGGGACGAGACCGGACAAAGUCGUGUUCGUGAUUGCUCUUGACGCAUGCGCAGCUUCUGGAGAGCUGGAUCAUGGACGACAGAUUCACUCUUCGGUGGUGGACAGCGGAUUGACGAGCAACAUCAUUAUCUCCAACUCGCUCGUCAACAUGUAUGGGAAAUGCCAGGACGUGCCUUGUGCCGAGAAAGUUUUCGAUGGGAUGCUGCUGCGAGACGUGGUGUCGUGGACCGCAAUGCUGGCUGUCUACGCUCAAAACGGGUGCUGGAGCCAAGCUCUCCAGUGUUUGUCGAGAAUGGACGCCGAGGGAGUGAAGCCCAACCAAGUAACUUUCGUCACCAUUGUCGACGUUUGUGCCAAGUUGAGGCUGCUGGACCUGGGAAGAAAAAUCCACCACCGCAUCAUCAACGAAGGACUCGAGCCGGAUGGAAUUCUUGGAAAUGCUCUGGUUCACAUGUACGGGAGCUGUGGGAGCUUUGACGACAUGAAGAGCGUCUUUAGCAGGAUGGGACAGAGCAGUGUUCUUCUCUGGACGACCAUGAUCGCCGGUUGUUCUCAAAACGGGCAGUACGAGGAAGGAUUGUUGGUCUUUCGGAAGAUGGACCUCGAAGGUGUCAAGGCCAACGAGGUGACUUACAUGAGCAUGGUGGAAGUUUGCCGGAACUUGGAUGCUGUCAAGGAAGGGGAGAUGAUCGAUGCCCGGAUUUUGGAGAGUCCUUUCUGCUCCAGCACGCUGCUGGCGACGUCGCUCAUCAGUCUGUAUGGCCAGUGUGGAAUUCUCGAUCGAGCAAAAGGCCUGCUCGAGCACAUGUACCAGCGAGAUGUGGUUGCCUGGAACGCAAUGGUAACGGCUUGUGCUCAAAACGGGGAUAACUGGGAAGCGAUUCAUUUGCUGCGAAGGAUGGAUAUGGAAGGCUUCGGUGCCAAUAAGGUGACUUACCUCAGCGUCCUCGAGGCCUGUGCGAACUUGGAGGCUCUCUCACAGGGACGAGAAAUCCACGCGAGAGUACUUCUGUGCGGGCUCUUGCAACGGGAGGUUGCGGUCGGGAAUAGCGUGAUAACCAUGUAUGGAAAGUGUGGACAAACAGAGGCCGCGAUGAGCGUCUUCGAGGCCAUGCCUCGGAAAGACGACGUUUCCUGGAACGCUGUUAUCAACGCAAGCGUAGGCAACUCAAAGUUCCAGGACGCUCUGGAACUUUUCCACGGGAUGGAGCUAGAAGGCUUGAGGAGCAACGAGUUUACGCUGCUCAGCCUCUUGGAAGCGUGCGGCGGCCUGGAAGACUUAAAGCUGGCGAGACAAAUUCACGCGCGAGCUGCUGCUGGAGGCUUCGGUGGUAACAGCACUGCCGUUGGGAACAGCGUCGUCAACAUGUACGCUCGCUGUGGAAGCUUGCUCGACACGAAGAAGGCCUUCGAUUCUCUGGAGGAAAAAGGCCUCGUGGCGUGGAGCAUAAUGCUGGCGGCCUACGCUCAAAGCAAAGAUGGAUCCGGCAGGAGAGCCUUUAAGUUCUUUCAAGAGAUGGAGGCCGAAGGAAUCAAGCCGGGAGAGGUGACUUUCGUGAGUGCUCUCGACGCCUGCGCGGCCAUGGCGACUCUGGAGCACGGAAGAUCCAUGCACAGGCGAGCAGCAGCCAGCGGCUUCGUGGAGACGAGUCUCGUUCUCGGCAACACCAUCAUCAACAUGUAUGGAAAGUGCGGCAGCCCGAGCGACGCAAAGCUGGUCUUCGAUCAAAUGCCGGAGAAGUGCCUCAUCUCGUGGAACUCGCUCAUCGUCGCCUACGCUCACAACGGUCACGCGCUGGAAGCUCUUUCCUCGCUCCAGGAGAUGCUACUCCAAGGCUUCGAUCCCGACAGUGGCACCUCUGUCAGCAUUCUCUACGGGCUCAGCCACGCCGGUUUGCUCGAGCGAGGAGUGGAGCACUUCCGGUCGAGCAUCCAGGACCACGGCUUGGAGCCGAGCUCCGGCCAACUUAAGUGCCUCGUCGACUUGCUGGCUCGCAAAGGCUUUCUCGACGCGGCGGAGGAGCUCAUCCUCGCCUCGCCGGCGUGCCAGGCCGAUACCAUCGCCUGGAUGACGCUCCUGGCGGCGUGCAAGAGCUAUGGCGAUCCGCAGCGCGGGAUCCGGUGUGCCGAGCGUGUUUUCGAGCUGGAGCCACAGCACUCGGGAUCGUUCGUGGUGCUGGCCAACUUGUACGCAUCGGUUGGAAGAUGGAGCGAUGCGUCCAGGAUCCGGAAGAUGAUGGAACGGAUGAGCGUGAAGAAGGAGCCCGGGUGUAGCUGGAUCGAGCUCAGCGGCAGCGUCCACGAGUUCAUCAGUGGCGAAUCCAAGCAUCCAAAGAUCAGGGAGAUUUGCGAGGAGCUGGAGAAGCUCACGCUCCGGAUGAGGGAGGCGGGGUAUGUUCCCGACACGACAAACGUUGUUCACGACGUGGAGGAGGGCGACAAGGAGGAGAUACUGUCCCGGCACAGCGAGAGGCUGGCCAUUGUGUUUGGUCUCAUGUCCACCCGGCCGGGAGAAACGAUCCGGGUGGUGAAGAACUUGCGGGUCUGCUCCGACUGUCACGCUGCGACUAAGAUCAUCUCCAGUGUCGUGGGACGAGAGAUUGUGGUGAGAGACAGCAGCCGCUUCCACCAUUUCAAGCACGGGCAAUGCUCGUGUGGAGACUUCUGGUGACACGAAAGCCAGCGUAUCUGUAAAAAUCACGUCAUGCUACUUUAGCAAGAACUACAUUUAGUUCCAGUGGCAGAGGGAGUAGUUAACAUGUUACUUUAGCAAGAACUGCAUUUAUAUUCAAGUCAACGUCGUGGACUAAAGAA